Colletotrichum destructivum is the source of this 1625-nucleotide messenger RNA. RefSeq lists its product as uncharacterized. The coding region runs from base 1 to 822 and encodes 273 amino acids. The record is from RefSeq and is a predicted model, not a curated record. Lineage: Eukaryota; Fungi; Ascomycota; Sordariomycetes; Glomerellales; Glomerellaceae. The transcript has 2 exons.
AUGCAGACCGCUUCCGGCACUCAAGAUUCUCCCUGCAAGGAGAAAGCCGCUCGUCGAAAGGAGCGCAAGGCCGCCAAGAAACGGAACAAACGGCAGUUGCAAAAUAGCAAAAAGUGCGCCGAGCAGGCCGGUCCACCGCCCCAAACAGCCUCCGACGUCAACCCUGAUGUCAAGAAGGAGCAGCUCGAUAGCCCUACCAAUACACUUCCCAUCACGGACCCCGAUUCCGAGAGCGAGUGGGAGGGCUUCCCUGACCCGCCCGCCCCUGCCGCGCACAUCUCAUCUCCCACCUCCGAGGCGGACACUGUCAACCUUGAAGAUGCGGACAAUGAGGACCCUGGCAGCGAGGGGGACCCUGACAGCAACGACUUUGACGACCUACCCGCGAUCGAGGGGAAGAACGGCAUCAGUGCUCUGCAGGAGAGCAUCGCGCACCAAUUUCCUGGCGACCCCCGCCCCGCCACGCACGCCCUGCGCGACCUUCUCGACCCGGAGCUCACCAAGGAGCUCGGCGGCGUCCGCGGCCCCUCACAGCCGGGCCUCCACACCGCCGACCAGCUCGCCGUCGCCACGCGCCUCUGGUUCCGGAAGCGCAGGAACAAGAACGUGGUAAUGGGCAUCGUCUUCAAGAACGGGGACCCCGUGGUCGACGCCGCCGGCGAUCGCCGCAACGCCAAGAUCCUUUGGGUGGAAUUUAGGGGCGUCAGUGUACCCCGUCAAGGUCAGGGCCUGAAGGUCAACAGCUUCCUGGGGUUGCCCGUGGUACCGGCCAAAGUCCGCGAGGAUAGCAAGAAGUAUCUGGUAACCGGUGGCUGGCGUUAGGGAAUGAUGGAAUCGUCAGUAGGCGGCGGAUGUCUAGUGACGCGGCACAGGACGCGUAUGGCAGAUCGACGAUGGUUCCAAUGGAGGGGAUUGUGUUACUUUCGCGUGUCUAUCUGUAUCCUUUUCUACGUAAACUUCGAAAGUCAGACGGAAAGGGACAGUCGGUAUCAAACCAGAUUAGUAGCUCUCAACUCAACAAGUCACCAAGAGUGUGGCACUAGAUCCGACAUGGCAUUGCAGUAAUCCUGCUCUCAAUUCAUCCCAUGUCGCUAUGCAGUACUGAGGUGGUCUUCUGUUCUCUGUUCCCUUCGCGCCAAAAAAGAAGGCGGGAUUAUCGCCGUAAUCGCCUUAUCCUCUCCUCCCUCCCUCCCUCCCCUCCCGGACUCUGUCAUUCGUGGUAUCAUGAGCAAACAAAAAAUCGCUUUUUGGUGCCGCCCCUCCCCCCUUCUCUCAUAUAUUUUUUUUGGCUCCAGUUUCUGUCUUUGGUUUUCUUCUUCGUCUUCUUCUUCAUUUUCUUCUCGCGCCAUUGUUGCCCCCCCACACCAUAAAACAUUCCUUCCAAUAUAUAGAAAGUGGUAAUAUCCCCCCCGGGAAAGAAUACUGUGUCUUUAGAAAGGUGUCGCAUCCUUGAGGAUGCUCUCAUCGUUUCGCUUGAUUCGACAACCUCGAACACCGUCUAUUCAAUCAUGUCACAUUAUGCAGAAUAUCAACAUCCUGCGUAAAAUCUUCGUUCGCUCGGGGUUGUUCCGCAUCCACAAGGUAGCCCCUUUCCAGAGUCGAUCCUGUCAUUGGCUCGAACGCCU